This is a messenger RNA of Ctenocephalides felis (cat flea), 1644 nucleotides long. RefSeq names its product GRIP and coiled-coil domain-containing protein 1-like. The transcript has 4 exons. Gene Ontology annotation, cellular component: Golgi apparatus. NCBI's taxonomy places the organism in Eukaryota, Metazoa, Arthropoda, Insecta, Siphonaptera, Pulicidae. The record is from RefSeq and is a predicted model, not a curated record. Bases 64 to 1593 code for a protein of 509 amino acids.
UUAAAAUCCAAGCUUAUAAUUGAAAGACAUGACAGGGAAAAAGAGCAAAAUGAUCAUGGAGUCAUGAUAAGGGAAUUACAAAAACUUUUAAAUGAUGAGCGACAUCUCAAAGAACAAUUGGAUAUGCAAAUAACAGAUUUGAAAGCUAAGUUAUAUGCUAAAGUUAAUGAAGCAGAUCAAAAGUUUAUAGAUGUACAGAAUGAUGUGUGCAAAAAUAAAGUCAUCAGUAAGAACGUUGACAACGAAUCUUUAGAAACAAAUAUUAUGCUAGCAGAACUGCAAAAUGAAAUCAGCAUGAUGAAAAAGAAACAUGUUGAGGCUUUAGAGCAAGAAAAGGAAAGAGCUAGGACAGCAGAGGAAAAAUCGAGAUCAUUAGCUGCAUUGCAUGAAGAUCGAGUUGCCAAUCUGGAAGCCCGAUUGGCAGAACUUUCAGAUACGGUUGGAGCAUAUGAUCGUCUUAGGCAAAAUGAUUUAUCAAAUAUACAAAAAUUGAAAGAUGAAAUCGAAAAUCUCUGCAAAUCACAAAAUACUAAUUGCAAAGACCAAGUUGAUUUUAAUGAUUCUGAGGAUUUCACAUCUUCUGGAGUCCACACAAUCCUAGCCAAAAUUUUAAAAUUGAAAAAAAUUCUGCUGAUUGAAAAUGAUCGCCUUGAGAAACCCAUAGACUUGAGUAAUGUUUUUUCCCAUGCGAUUGAUCACUCAAAAUGUAAGGAUGAAUAUAACAAACUAAUGCAAGAGUAUUACGAAUAUAAGACUAAAACUCAAAGUGCAAGAUCAGCAAAUGUGUCACUCGAAGUUUCAGAAUUAAAAUCACAUAUUAAAUCAUUGCAAGAUGAAAUCAUUAUUUUAAAUGGGCAAAUAGACAAAAAUGAAGUCAUCUACAAGGCUUCGUUAGAAGAAAAAACUCAGAAUUUAAUUGCUCAGAAAAAUCACUAUAAACAAUUGAUUUAUGAUAUUGAAAAUGAUUUCAAAGAACAUGUGAGUCAACUAGAGAAGCAGUUACAAAAACAAAGAGAUAGAUCAAUAGGACUUCUUGAAGAAAAAGAACAUGAAAUUAAAACUCUGAAAGAAUCUUUUGAAAUUUUCUUACCAGGAAAUUCUAAAUUAUAUUUAGAUAAAUGCAAACCAAAGACUGAACAAGUUGACAGCCAUAAUUUACACCAGCUAAAUAAUGUUCUACAAGGUGGCCCAUCUAUCACAUCUGGUGAAUCUCCGCAUAUGUUGCACUAUGCACAUGAGCUUGCUCGGAAAGAUGUUGAUAUUACAGUGCUGAGAAGAACGUUACGGGAGUUAGAUGACAAAUAUAGAGAUGUAAUUCGAGAAAAAACAUUAGCAGAAGAUAGUUGGACUGAAAGAGAAAGAAAGCUUCUAGAUAAUAUAAGCAGACUAGAGCGCAGCAUAUCGCGUGAGGGUGCUAAUUUGGAAUAUCUGAAGAAUGUCGUAUUGAGUUACAUUCUUUCUACAGAUACAUUUGGAAGAAGUCAUAUGCUAAAUGCUAUUGCUGCAGUUUUACAGUUUAGUCCAGAAGAGAUGGAAAAAAUCAACAAACAUAAUACAGUGAAAUUGUAUAGUAAUACCACUACAUCAACCUGAUUUUUCUAUUUUAAUACUAUAUGAUAAAAUGUAAUAAUCACCUCGUGAUGA